Myotis daubentonii (Daubenton's bat) is the source of this 872-nucleotide messenger RNA. RefSeq names its product kallikrein-7-like. The transcript has 5 exons. Gene Ontology annotation, molecular function: serine-type endopeptidase activity. The record is from RefSeq and is a predicted model, not a curated record. Lineage: Eukaryota; Metazoa; Chordata; Mammalia; Chiroptera; Vespertilionidae. Gene Ontology annotation, cellular component: secretory granule. The coding region runs from base 37 to 807 and encodes 256 amino acids. Gene Ontology annotation, biological process: proteolysis; positive regulation of antibacterial peptide production.
UCCUCCGUGGCAGCCACAGAGGCUCAGAGAGGACACAUGGCAGAUCCACGGCUCCCACCCGUGCUGCUCCUACUGCUGUCCUUAGCCCUGGGAUCUGCUGGACAAGAAGCCCAGGAUACCGGGGAGAGGAUCAUUAAUGGAGUCCUAUGUCCACGAGGCACCCAUCCCUGGCAGGUGGCCCUGUAUGACAACAAUAAGUUCCAAUGUGCAGGCGUGCUGGUCAACCAGCAGUGGGUGCUCACCGUCGCCCACUGCCACCAGAGUGAGUAUAUUGUGCAAAUGGGUAGUGAUCUUCUGAUUGAUGCCCGUGCCCAGAGGAUCAGGGCCACACAUUCCUUCGUCCACCCCCGGUAUAUCAAUGGCACCAAUGAUCAUGACAUCAUGCUGGUGAAGCUGAGCAGCCCGGCCACGCUCUCGCCCACUGUGAACACAAUCGACCUACCGUCCAGCUGCAAAGGCCGUGGGACAAGCUGUACUGUGUCUGGCUGGGGCCUCACCACCGCGGAUGCAGCAGAAAAAAUGUCAUCAAAGCUCAUGUGCUCGAAUGUCAACAUCAUCUCCUACCAGGACUGCAAGCAGUCUUAUCGGAACCUGUUGAAAAAAUACAUGCUCUGUACGGCUCCCCGCGAUGGGCUCUCAAACAGCUGCAAAGGUGACUCCGGGAAUCCGCUGAUUUGCGAAGGUUCCCUGCAAGGCCUGGUGUCCGCCGGCUAUAUCCCUUGUACCCUGCCCUUUAAGCCAGUGAUAUACACCCGCAUAUGCAUGUACCGCAAAUGGCUGUAUAAUACCAUGAAAGCCAAUUCCUAAUCUCUCCAUGCUUUCAUCCUUUGUCCCUCUGCCCUGAACAGGGCCUUCCCAGAAAUAAAGACAUC